Suillus subaureus is the source of this 447-nucleotide messenger RNA. RefSeq lists its product as uncharacterized. Bases 1 to 447 code for a protein of 148 amino acids. The record is from RefSeq and is a predicted model, not a curated record. NCBI's taxonomy places the organism in Eukaryota, Fungi, Basidiomycota, Agaricomycetes, Boletales, Suillaceae. The transcript has a single exon.
AUGCCAGGUUUACUGAUGAAUGAGGAUACCAACUCAGAGUCUGGCAAUGAUCGUGGAGAUGCACUGACAGAUGCAGACAUGCACAGCAUUAGCAGUUCCAGUGGGGAGCAUAUGGAUUAUACAGGAACUCAAUCUGAGUUGGACAAUGAGCUUGAAGAAGGAGAGAACUCACAGAGUGCUGCUUCCAAGUUCAAUACAGAUUUGUUUGAUGGAGAUGAGGAAUCAGAUGACGGGGCUGAUGAUGACAGGGAUGGCUCAGUAUUGGAUGACAAGUGCAGCGAGUUUGGUUAUGGUGACCUAGAGGAGCAGUUGUUGUUGGAUGACAGCUCAGAAGAGGAAGGACUUGAAGGCUCACAAGAUAAAUUGGAUGAUGCCAUUCUUGGUGCUGAGGAUGGAGAGGGUGCUGCAGAUACUGAAGAGGAUUAUGGUGACUAUGCUGAGUAUUAG